Molecule: messenger RNA, 1805 nt
Organism: Piliocolobus tephrosceles (Ugandan red Colobus)
Lineage: Eukaryota; Metazoa; Chordata; Mammalia; Primates; Cercopithecidae
Gene: ATRNL1
Product: attractin like 1
Exons: 8
Coding region: 384-1784 (466 amino acids)
Cellular component (GO): Golgi apparatus
Molecular function (GO): protein binding
Source: RefSeq, a predicted model, not a curated record
CGCGGGCCGCGGGCGAGGCGGGGCCGCGCGCGGGGUCCCCUCCUCCUCCCGGUCAGGUCCCCUUAGGAGCGCCGGGCACAGUGUGCGCCUCCCGCUCCCCGUCUCCGGCCCGGCCCGGGACGCCGCGGGUGUGGGGUCGGCCCGCUAAGGACAAGGUCAGGAUACUGGGUGGCGGCGAUGCCCGAGUGCGACUGGAGGCAGCCGAGCGGAGGCGACGGCGGUUGGGAUCUGUCCCUCCUGACCGGGGAGCGGGACUGGGACGGGCGCCGGUGAGGAGGAGGAGAAGCGGCGGCGGAGAGGUUUUCUGCGGCCGGAAUUUCCUUCAACUGCAUCCCUGUCGGCGCCCGCGAGCGCAGUCUCGCCGGGCAGGGGCGCCGGGGAAGAUGGAGACUGGGGGCCGGGCCCGCACUGGUCCCCCGCAGCCGGCGACCCCCGGGCUGUGGAGGGCUCGGCCGGCGGGCGGCGGCGGGGGCGCCUCCUCCUGGCUGCUGGACGGGAACAGCUGGCUGCUGUGCUAUGGCUUCCUCUACCUGGCGCUCUACGCGCAGGUGUCCCAGUCCAAGCCGUGCGAGAGGACCGGCUCCUGCUUCUCUGGCCGCUGUGUCAACUCCACCUGCCUCUGCGACCCGGGCUGGGUGGGGGACCAGUGCCAGCACUGCCAGGGCAGGUUCAAGUUAACAGAACCUUCUGGAUAUUUAACAGAUGGCCCAAUUAACUAUAAAUAUAAAACUAAAUGUACAUGGCUCAUUGAAGGCUAUCCAAAUGCAGUGUUAAGAUUAAGAUUCAAUCAUUUUGCUACAGAAUGUAGCUGGGAUCAUAUGUAUGUUUAUGAUGGAGAUUCAAUAUAUGCACCUUUAAUAGCUGUACUUAGUGGCUUGAUAGUCCCUGAAAUAAGGGGCAAUGAAACUGUGCCUGAAGUUGUUACUACAUCUGGCUAUGCACUGUUACAUUUUUUUAGCGAUGCUGCAUAUAAUCUAACUGGUUUCAACAUUUUCUAUUCAAUCAAUUCUUGUCCUAACAAUUGCUCUGGUCAUGGGAAGUGUACAACUAGUAUCUCUGUUCCAAGUCAAGUAUAUUGUGAAUGUGAUAAAUACUGGAAGGGUGAAGCUUGUGAUAUUCCUUACUGUAAAGCCAAUUGUGGUAGUCCAGAUCACGGUUACUGUGACCUAACGGGAGAAAAAUUAUGUGUCUGCAAUGAUAGUUGGCAAGGUCCUGAUUGUUCUUUGAAUGUUCCCUCUACUGAGUCUUACUGGAUUCUGCCAAAUGUUAAACCCUUCAGUCCUUCUGUAGGUCGGGCUUCACAUAAAGCAGUUUUACAUGGGAAAUUUAUGUGGGUGAUUGGUGGAUAUACUUUUAACUACAGUUCUUUUCAAAUGGUCCUAAAUUACAAUUUAGAAAGCAGUAUAUGGAAUGUAGGAACUCUAUCAAGGGGACCUCUCCAGAGAUACGGACACUCUCUUGCUUUAUAUCAGGAAAACAUCUUUAUGUAUGGAGGCAGAAUUGAAACAAAUGAUGGCAAUGUCACAGAUGAAUUAUGGGUUUUUAACAUACAUAGUCAGUCAUGGAGUACAAAAACUCCUACUGUUCUUGGACAUGGUCAGCAGUAUGCUGUGGAGGGACAUUCAGCACAUAUUAUGGAGUUGGAUAGUAGAGAUGUUGUCAUGAUCAUAAUAUUUGGAUAUUCUGCAAUAUAUGGUUAUACAAGCAGCAUACAGGAAUACCAUAUCUGUGAGUUACUUAAAAAUUGUAAUUUCUUUAUUGAUUGGGAAUGUUUUUCUCUUUAAUAAAAUCUUCAUAUUAAUUUA